GAAUGGGCUCUCUCUCUCUCUCUUCCGUCUAGAAUCACUUCUGGCCCUGUAAAGCAGUUACACUGUUGUUUGGGGAAACAUGGCCACUGCCGGAGAUUCGAGAGGAGAGCUUCAGAAGGAAUUAGUCUGUUCUAUUUGCCUCGAUUACUUCGACGACCCUGUCAUUCUAAAAUGCGGCCACAAUUUCUGCCGCAUGUGCAUUUUGAUGCACUGGGAGGAAAAUGGAGGCGAUGAUGUGGGUUACCAGUGUCCGGAGUGCAGGAUGGUGUUCGCCAAAAUGAGUUUCACCAAGAACUACCUGGUUAAAAACUUAGUGGAUAAACUGAGUGACUUCGACUAUCUGAAGACGUGUAGGCCCUCUGCACCCGCAAAACCCGUGAAAAUGGACGGGAAGUGUGAGCGACACCACGAGGAGCUCAAACUGUACUGCCACACAGACAGAAAGCCCAUCUGCGUGGUGUGUCGGGAAUCCAGAGCCCACAGACACCAUGAUGUUGCUCCUGUACCUGAGGUUGUUGAAGACAUGAAGAGUGAGCUGAAGCUGAGACUUAUCAAGCUGAACUGGCAGAAGUCCAUGUGUGUGAGAGUAAAGAGCACAGACGAGCAGGCCAAAACUGAUGUCAAGCUCAAAAAACAAGCCUUGAAGGAAAAGAUUGAAGAAGAUGUUGGUGCCCUGGUUCAGUUUUUGUUGGAUGAGAAGGAUGAUCUGUUGGAAAGGUUGGAGGCCGAAGCAGAGGCCACUAUCGGGCUAAUCGAUGCAAACCUGAAGCGUGUGGAAAGCGAAACAGCCAAAGUGGACAAAGCCAUCACUGAAAUUCAAAACCAACUGAGUGACAGCGCUAACUUCGAGAGUAUCAGUAAUUCAUACUUAAGCCCCUGUCACGUAAACCUCAGCGUCCAGGCCUCUAACUCUCCUCCAGAUUUCUCAGAGUUCACAGGCCCCUUUCAGCUCAUCAUGUGGAAGAAGAUGAUGCACGUGUUACACACAAUGCCUCAGAAUCUGACUCUGGAUUUAGACACAGCUCACCCCUCGCUGGCCAUCAGCGACUUUGACACUAAAGUGGAGGAGGGCCGCGUGCGCUCCCAGGAGCCCGACAUGCCGCAGCGUUUCACCCGUUUCUUCGGGGUGCUUGCCACCGCGCAGUAUUCCAGCGGGCAGCACUACUGGGAAGUGGACGUGCGGGACAAAGGAGUCUGGUAUCUGGGUGUCACCACUGAAUACAGCAAUCGUAAAGGUUUUGUAAACCUUUCGCCCUCUGCAGGAUACUGGAGUCUGUGUCUCCAAGACAGACUGUACGCCAACGAAGAAGACUCACGCGUGCCCGUGGCGGACUACUGGAACUCUCCUCGCGUCGGCGUCUUCCUAGAUUACGACCGGGGCCACGUUACUUUCUUUGACGCGGUGACUAUGAAACGCAUCUAUAACUUUGUGACGUACUUUGACGAGCCCGUCUCACCCUUCUUCAGCCCAGGGAAAAACGACCCGGGCAGCCGACUACAAAUAUGUCAUUUCUACUGAAACCGAAGCGAUGCAGUUCGCGACAAAGAAAAUAAAUAACAAUAAAUGCUCCUGUUUGUGUGUUUUAGUAAACAUUUCAGGGCAUUUUCCCUCCUGGAAGUAGGGAGGAUGUUUGUUCUUAAGCUCUGCUGGGUUUUUUUGGAUUCAGUUGAUCUGAAUUUAAUAGUUGCGUAGAGCUUUGAUACACCAUAAUCCGAAGGAGUGAAUUGAAUUUCUCUUGCUCUUGAAUUAUGAUGUAGCCCCACUGAAAUUCAGGUAGAGAGGCAUUGCAGGUUUUUACGCAAAUGUCGACUUUAGCUGCUUCGUGUUGUCUCAUGUCUUAGACCUCAGUGUUGUCUUUUGUACAUCAGUGUAGAGGUGAAAAUAAGAAUUGAAUCAGGUCAAAAAUGGAUUAAUGGUUUAUAACAAUAUAUCAGUUUUUUUAACUAUGUAUUCCAUUAAAGCACAUAUUCGCUUAAAUGUAUUUUUCUUUGUUUUAAAUUUAUUUUAAUUUUUUUUACAUACAGGCACAGUUUUGUUUUUAAAGGAUGCAUUUGUUAGACAUCUUACCCGUAAUGUAAUGAAAGUAUUACAUAAGGCUACUUGUUCAUAAUAGCUCAGACUGCAAUAGGUGCUAUGCAACUUUGAAUAUGACAAAGUAGAUCAGAUGUGCUGUGAGGAGCGUCCUUCUGUUCAUUCAAUUAUGUAAAGAUUAAUUUUUAUAAAGGAGUACAUCCGGAAGCUGUGUGCCAUUCAUGUUACAUCAUUUUAAUCAAAUCUGUUAUAUUAAAUAUUUUAAUCUCUUUUGUUUUAGCAGUAGUCUGAUCUGUCUUACAGGCUGAUGAUGAUAAAGGGAGAUGCUGGGAAUGUUCGGUUUUGUUUCCAUUUGUACUGAAAUGAGCACAUUUGUGACAUUUCGCCAUCUUUUGACUGAGCUCUGAUGGUCUGUUGUUCAUUACAAAUCUAGUUUAUGUACUAGAAUUACUGCGGCCAUUUGUACAAAAUGUCUUUUGAGUUGACAAAGGACCAAGAAAACACCUGAAGAUGUUUUGUACAUAUGCUGUGAACAUGAACAUGCUCUCACAACACUUUGUGUUGCCCGGCUUUGAGCUAAGUUUCAAUUUACAUUUCUAGUACUUUAAUAAUCACUGUCAGUUUUUCAUAAGAAAUGAGUUCAACUUGAACACAUUGACUCUUUGUAAAAGUAUUUUUUUCCCUUUCAAUCGCUGAUGUAAGAGAACUGUUACAUUAUCUUUGAGCCUAACUGCUGGAUGGCACCAGGAGUACAUUUUACUUUUGUGUGACUUGUUAAAAACCACUGCAAUAUGUGUUAAAUGUUUUUUUCUCUCUGCAGUAAUAGUAAUUUUAAAAAUAAAAUAUUACAAUUA
Molecule: messenger RNA, 2886 nt
Organism: Labeo rohita (rohu)
Lineage: Eukaryota; Metazoa; Chordata; Actinopteri; Cypriniformes; Cyprinidae
Gene: trim47
Product: tripartite motif containing 47
Exons: 8
Coding region: 80-1519 (479 amino acids)
Molecular function (GO): protein binding; zinc ion binding
Source: RefSeq, a predicted model, not a curated record